CGAAGCUGUGCUGGUGUCGGCAGGGCUGUGAUAGCCUUAGGACUACAAGGCCCAGGAUGCCCCUCGGUGGCACGGUAGUCCUAUAUUUAUGCAGACUGCAACGCCGGUUUGGGUUUAGUGCAGGAGUCAAGCUUGGAGUGGCAGGAACAGGUGGCAAGAUGAGCAAGAACGGAAAGCAAGAGGCGGUGGGGGCAGACAGAGAGCAGUUCGUGGGCUACUUCCCCCAGAUUGUGAAGGACCUGACGGAGGAUGAGCUCCACCAACCUGAAGUGGCUGAUGCUUUUGCCAGGCUGAAAGAGGUCGUGGAAUACAAUGCUGUCGGUGGCAAGUAUAACCGGGGGCUGACGGUGGUAGCUGCUUUCCGGGAGCUGACAUGGCCAGAUCAGCAGGACCAGAAAAGCCUACAGAGAGCUCUGGCUAUUGGCUGGUGUGUUGAACUGCUUCAGGCCUUUUUCCUGGUGGCGGAUGAUAUCAUGGACUAUUCACUCACCCGCCGAGGCCAUGCCUGCUGGUAUAAAAAAGAAGGAAUUGGCUUGGACGCUGUGAAUGACUCCUUCUUGCUUGAGUCCAGCAUCUACCGGCUGCUGAAGCGGUACUGCCGAGGCCAGCCAUACUAUCUGAACCUGCUAGAGCUGUUCCUUCAGACAUCGUACCAGACUGAGCUGGGCCAAACCCUCGACCUUAUCACUGCGCCCCCCUCUAAAGUGGAUCUGAACCGCUUCACAGAGCAGAGAUACAAGGCCAUUGUGAAAUACAAGACGGCGUUCUAUUCCUUUUACCUGCCGGUGGCAGCUGCAAUGUAUAUGGCUGGCAUUGAUGGUGAAGAGGAGCAUGCUCAUGCCCGAGCAAUCCUGUUAGAGAUGGGGGAGUUCUUCCAGAUCCAGGACGAUUUCCUGGACUGCUUUGGCGACCCCAGCAUGACUGGCAAGAUCGGGACGGAUAUCCAAGACAACAAGUGCAGUUGGCUGGUGGUGGAGUGCUUGAAGAGGGCCUCGGCAGAACAGCGACGCCUCCUAGAGGAGAACUAUGGACAAAAGGACCUGGACCAAGUCGCCCUUGUGAAGCAGCUCUAUGAGGAACUGGGCCUGGAAGCCAUCUACCGAGAGUACGAAGAGACCAGCUACCAGUCCUUGUUGUCGCUUAUUAAUCAGCAUGCUGUGAGCCUGCCCAGCCAGAUUUUCUUCGGCCUAGCCCAGAAGAUCUAUAAGAGACAGAAAUGACAGAGCGGGCUCUUGGGAAGAAGCAAGCCCGUCUCUUCUGCCCGUGGCCAACAAGACUUUGGGCCUAGUUCUAACCUCCUGUGGGCUAAGUGGGGAGGGUCUCUGUGUGCAUGUGUGGUGGACAGAAAUCUAAAACGGUUCUCUGACCGGGCUCAGGGUUUGCUCCACGGUGGGUGGGUCUGGAACAGUUUAUCUGUAAGGGUGUUCUACACUACAAAACUUAAGCCAGUUUUAAACCCAUUUCCUUGUUAACAGAACAUGUUACAACUGGGGGAGUUUGUGUGAAAAGGCCAAGGAUUUCCUGGGUCAAGAAUUCCCACGCGUACUUGGAAUACUAGAACUCCCAGCUUCCAUCACAGGUUCAGGUACUGGGUGGGGAGGAACUACAACUAUUUUAAGUCAGUGACACGGCCAGGGUUGGGGGUUCGGUAAAAUGCUGUGACACUCUGCAGGGGUCUUCCUGCCUGAUUCCCUAGGCGCUGUCCAAAGUGUCAGUUCAGUUUGUGACUGGCUGUGCUCCCUGCCCACCCCACUACCCUGCCCUCUUUAUUUUCAUCCCAUGGCUCUCUCCUUCUCUCUACGGCAGUUAUGGCUACGUAUUUAAAAUAAAUCAUCCCCCUCAAGGAAUAGGAGGGUGUAGGGUUUUGUUAGGGUUCCCCCCCCUGCAUUGUAUAUGCAAACUACACUAUCUCAGGGGUGAGCAGACAUGUAAGGAAAAUCGUCUGGGGUGAAGGUUCUGUCUUCUCUCCCAUUUGCCGCCUUCAAAAAACCAAAUCCCUCCAUUAUGGAGCAAGCCUCUUUGGAUUUAGGCUCACAGCUUCUCUCUUUAACCCAGAAUGUGGGGCAAGUGUGAUGGAAGGGAAGCAACCUGAUCUAUUGGACUGUACAUACCCCUGGGUGGCAGGGAUUUUUUUCACCAAGCCUGUCAACUUCUUGGAACUGGGGGGAAAAAGUAGUGAAGUAGAGCCUGGGAUGCUGGGGAUUGUGAUGUGGAGGGUGGGUGCCUUGUGUCAGUUUUGUCUCUUCUCUGUAUGUGUCUUAGGUCAGGAGCCGUAAGAAGGCAGAAUCGGGAGAAAAGUUGGUAGCAAUAAAUUAUUUCAAAACCGGA
Molecule: messenger RNA, 2328 nt
Organism: Hemicordylus capensis (graceful crag lizard)
Lineage: Eukaryota; Metazoa; Chordata; Lepidosauria; Squamata; Cordylidae
Gene: FDPS
Product: farnesyl diphosphate synthase
Exons: 10
Coding region: 57-1220 (387 amino acids)
Biological process (GO): trans, trans-farnesyl diphosphate biosynthetic process
Cellular component (GO): cytoplasm
Molecular function (GO): (2E,6E)-farnesyl diphosphate synthase activity; dimethylallyltranstransferase activity
Source: RefSeq, a predicted model, not a curated record